CAUGCUGUGCCUUCGAUGUAGUUGAGUGCAUCUGUUCAAUAUAUAGCGCAUUAUAUUCAUAUAUUUAUUUGUUAAGUAGUGGGACAAAUAGAGUAUUGAUUGCAAAUGGCUUCACUCUCUGCCCUGGUGGGGUAUGGUGGGGGUGAGAGUGAUUCAGAUUCUGCAUCCACCCCCGUGUCACCACAGUCCACUGAAGGCGAUGUGGUGCUUGUGGGAGCCGAGGGAUCGAAAGAUACGCAGCAGUCGAACGAAGGCGAUGGUGUGCUUGUUGGAUCAAGUGCAAGCGCUGAAGGUAAAGAGAGAGAUCAGAAGGAUAUGGAUAGUACGGCGGGCGUAGAUGGGUCGCCAAACGGGGUGGACGCAAGCCUUAAGCGAAGUGCACUGGAUGACGAAGAGAACGCGGACUCUGAUGGAGACUACCCGUUCGCCUGUAAGAAAAUCAAACUGCCGCCGCCAGUGGUGGGUGAGGUGGACAUGGAACUCAACGAACGCAUCACCAAAUACAUCACACUCAGCAAAGACAAGGGCAGGAACUUCAACGCCCGCCUGCGUACUAACAAGAACUUCCAAAACCCACACAUCUGUGAAGUACUGGUGCAGCAAUUGGGACUGAAUGAGACCCAAAGCAUGUGUGCCAAGCAUAUCUUUGAUCCGGCAGAGUUUGAUGAUAAGGGCUGCUACUACCAAGAUUUGUGUACGUGACUGCAGCU
Molecule: messenger RNA, 710 nt
Organism: Sphaeroforma arctica JP610
Lineage: Eukaryota; Ichthyosporea; Ichthyophonida
Exons: 1
Coding region: 106-702 (198 amino acids)
Biological process (GO): regulation of DNA-templated transcription
Cellular component (GO): nucleus
Source: RefSeq, a predicted model, not a curated record